AUGGCCAAAGAAGAGAAAGAACCUCCUCCGAUCUACGAGCUCCAUCCUCCGGAAUGGCUGCCCAGGGCCCAUUCGAUGGCGGACCUUGGCUACACCGGGUACUACCCACCCAAGCCAGGCGACGAGGAAGAGACGCUGACCGAGAUUAAUAUGAAAAAUGGCUUGAUUCUCAAUCUUUCAGUGCCUGCAGAGACAUACAGUGCCCAAGAUACUAUCAAGAAUAGCCUGCUGCAUAACAAUGCGAUCUCCGAGCUCGAAGACUUGAUGAGGCAAAUUUUUGUGCGGCGCGCCGAGAGCGUCCCAGCCAUUCCGCCCAGUUCCUUUCGCAUGCCCUCGCGGGUCACACUGAACGACACGAAGCGGAAGACCUGGUUCACGGACCUCGCAGAUCCCGACGUCCCGCUGUACAAGCUGGGAAAGAACGUGCCACACGGCGCCAAGGGCCACGACCUCCUCGAUCUGCUGCAUACGAACAAUGUCGCGAUCCCGCGUGCGGUCUGGUUUCUGCGCGUCUUUGGCGGGAACGAGACGGCAGGUCUGCGAAAUAAACCUGGAUACAACCCGACGCAGUACAGCCUCGAAUGGGCGAAUGUGGUGACGAGCUACAUGAAGAAGCAGCUGUCUGAGAUCGCUCUCCCGUCCGCGCCGCGUCCUGGGCUGAACAUCAAACAGACGUUCAAGAGCGUACUCGCUGACACCGACUCUCGCGAGCGGUGGAUCUCGCGCUUCACCUACUGCCUGGAGCUCCUCCGAACGUUCUAUGCCGAGGGCUUGGUUGACAACCGGGCGUUCCUCACAUGGCUGGUGCAGCAGAUGGGCAGUUGUAAUCUAGCGCAGCUGGGCUUCGUCGCCCGUCUCGCUGACGAAUACCUCGAUGGAAUGCUCGUCAGCCGGGCGCUUACACAUCACUUUGUGGAGGCGUCUCUGAAUAAGCUGAUGGAGAUCCGCACGACAUCAGCCAAAGAACAUCUACAGAACCUUGAAGCAACGAUUAAGGACCUUGUUUCCAGAUGCUUCCUCGCGCUGCCAGACGCGUUUGUCAGCCCUCGUAUCUGGGUGAUGCAUUCUGCCGUUCUAGAGGAAACCUUAUCAGAGACGUUCGCCACAUCGUCUUCGGAGAGUGCGUCCGAGCAGUGUGUCCAAGCGCUGCGCCAAACAUACUUGGACCAUUUCUCUGAUGUGAAGCGCCGGAACGAAGCCAUGCUUUUUCGGCAUCUCCCUCCGCGUGUGGUCGGCAGCCUUACUUCGGCGCUCUCAGAUAUCAAGCUGCUCAAUUCGCUGUCAGGGAAGACGGACAUGGACACGGUCAUGUUCUUCGAUACGUCCUCCGAGACGCAAACGACGUUCUCGCGGAAGCUAGACAUUCUGCUCACGUGGAGUGUCACAUCGCUGCAGUACGGUGACCACCGUCCGUAUGCGGCUGCCUGCUUGCUGCGGGAAUGGCGCAAGAAAGUAGGGGAGCGCGCGAUCCGCCAUGAGGCGGCAUCGCCGGACGAGUACAUCCAGGAUGAGGUGUUCGAUUGGCUGGACACAUCGAGCGAUGCCGCGGAGCCGGAGAACCUCCCUGCGGUCGCGCUGCUCUUCGGGCAGCUUGUGAAACACGGCUUGUUUUCUUAUCAAGGCUAUGUGCAGCGUUUGAUUGCACGAGGGGAGUUGGGCCUUUUGUUUGGGCAGGAAGUCCAUUCUCGGCAUCGGGACUUUUUGCGCUGGAUUGCCAUUCAUAGUUCGGAUUCGUCCUUGAUCAGGCAGCGAAGAGUGACACUGUAUGGGGUGCGAGCGCGCGAAACACCGGAAGAUCACAAUGAACGCGAGGUUCGGAAAGAAAUUCGCGCCCUGCUCCCAGAGCUGUUUGGGGGGGUCCCAUCGUCCGGCGAGACACUACAGACCAUGUUCUGGGCAAGUUGCAGCACGUUGUUGACAGCACCGCGCUACGAACAAGUUCGCACAAUGAAACAGUGGCUACUGCCCAUUCUUCGCAAGCAUAUCGCCAGUCGAGGCAGCGGCGAGGAUGCCGGAAGCCAUGAUGUUCUCAAGACAUUCACUCUUGCUGUAGUGCUCAUGGCCCGUACGAAAUGUUACGGAUCUAUGCUGGAGGCGAGUUCUAUUUGA
Molecule: messenger RNA, 2109 nt
Organism: Fibroporia radiculosa
Lineage: Eukaryota; Fungi; Basidiomycota; Agaricomycetes; Polyporales; Fibroporiaceae
Exons: 12
Coding region: 1-2109 (702 amino acids)
Biological process (GO): regulation of transcription by RNA polymerase II
Cellular component (GO): mediator complex
Molecular function (GO): transcription coregulator activity
Source: RefSeq, a predicted model, not a curated record